GUCUUGUCCCAACCCCUUGUGACCAAUCUAAAAGCAAAUCAAAUUACCCAUAAUUACCCACUAAUACACUAUCAUAAGUCAUAUAUAACUCACUCUCUCUCUUUCUCACCCUAUUUAGAAUUGAUCCAUUGAGGAAGAUGGAGAGACAGCAGCAAAAUUAUCUACUUAGUUGGAGUCACCAAAACCAGUGUGGUAUAAAGACAAUAGAAGAGCUUAGACAUUCUCUUCUUCACACAACAAUGGAGUUAGAGCAAACAAGAAUGGUGGCCAGCGAAGAACUCAUUGCCAAAGACGACCAGAUAAUGCAGCUCAAAGAUCUUCUCAACAAAGCUAUCAAAGAGAAAGAUGAAGCACAAGAGAGAUACAAAAGGAUUCUUCUUGACCAAAACUUCCUCCUUCAACACCAAACGGACGAAGAGCAAGAUCCAAACAUCAAUGGGUUUCACUCAUCGGAUGGUGAAGAAAGCAUUGUCUCAUCUUUUGAACCGCCGGUGGAAAUUGAGUUAGAUUUUCCGGAGAUGACUUUACCGGAGAAAGGGAAGCUUUUAAAGGCGGUGGUGAAGGCAGGGCCUUUGCUUCAGACUCUACUUCUAGCUGGACAGCUUCCACAAUGGCGUCACCCGCCACCACAACUUGAGUCCUUUGAAAUUCCACCGGUGAUUAUUGCUGAAGGAUCACCAUUGUCACAAGAUAGUUGUGGGAAUAAUCUAAACAGGAAGAGGGUUCACUGUGAUUCCAAAAGAGAGACCAAGUACCAAAGGCUCUUGCCUUGAUCGUUUAUGGACUUACAUUUCACUUAAGCAUCAAGUAUGUAUCGCUUUUCUUUGUAUUCUUUCCAAGGGUCAUUGUAUGUCAAGCCCGUGGGUUAACCCAUUUCUUAUCUUGGAGUCUAGGUCCAUCAUGUUAAACAAAAAAAGAUGUAGUACCGAGUAUCCGGUUUUUGGGUGAGCAUGACUCUUUUUGAUUAUAAGCUUGGUAAAUAUGUGAUUGUAUAGGUUAACCGCGAGUUAGCGUCUCACCACUAGCAAAAAUCAGGGCUAAAGCGAGCUAGACUAAAGUGAGCUGGCUCGGCCACCGUAUUGACUCUACUGCCUUUUGUAUGUGUGUAUAAAAAAAAAAGGUGGAAAAGAGACUUUAAGAUAUGAAAUGGUGUGAGGUUGAUGAGCAUACAGUGAUUGGGAUUUGGUUACCCACAGAUCUG
Molecule: messenger RNA, 1201 nt
Organism: Arabidopsis thaliana (thale cress)
Lineage: Eukaryota; Viridiplantae; Streptophyta; Magnoliopsida; Brassicales; Brassicaceae
Product: enabled-like protein (DUF1635)
Exons: 2
Coding region: 138-773 (211 amino acids)
Source: RefSeq, marked reviewed